UGACUUUUCGGGUGUUUCCAAAAAUUGUUUGCAAUAUACGCCAUCUAAGUUGGUAUAUUGCAUCUCUCAUGAAGCAUUAUAAAGAUUUAUUCUGAAGUUUUAAGCAUAGGAUAGUAGAAAUUAUAUACUUAUAUCUUCUGAUUUUGUACUAUUACAUUAAGUGGAAUGGAGCGAAGUAUUCAUGAAAUGUUAAAAGAUGCUCCAUCUUUAAAUGAUAGUGAUAGUGCAGUUCAUAGUGGAACUCCUCCACCUCAUGUACCAAACAAUUGUAAUAAUGAUAGUCAACCUAGACCAGCUACAAUAAAUUUAACUUUGGGUAGUCCUACAUCUCAAAUGUCUAUAACAGUAUCUCCAAAUACACCUAUUCAAAAUGGUGAUACACAAACAAUGCGUACUGCUCAAAGUAAAAUUGAAAGCAUUAAAAAUUGGAGUAUUUCUACAUAUAAGUGUACAAGACAAUUAAUGUAUGAAAAACUUGGAAAAACAUCCCGUACAGUAGAUUCAGAACUUGAAACUCAAAUUGAGUUAUUAAGAGAUACUCAAAGAAAGUAUUGUAAUGUUUUACGGUUAUCAAGAGCAUUAGCUUCUCAUUUCCAUCAUGUUGUUCAAACUCAACAUGCUUUAGGAGAAGCAUUCUCUGAAUUAGCACAGAAAUCUCCAGAAUUACAAGAAGAAUUUUUAUAUAAUUCAGAAACUCAAAGAAAUUUAACUAAAAAUGGUGAAACAUUAUUAGGGGCCUUAAAUUUUUUUGUUUCUUCAGUAAAUACACUUUGUAAUAAAACUAUUGAAGAUACAUUAUUUACAGUACGGCAAUAUGAAACAGCAAGAAUAGAAUACGAUGCCUAUAGGACAGAUCUUGAAGCAUUAGCACAAGUAACAAAAAACGAUAGUAGCAAUGCAGCAAGAUUAGAAGCAGCACAGGCUAAUUAUGAAGAACAUAAACAAAAUUUUGAAAAAUUAAGAUCAGAUGUUUCGAUUAAACUUAAAUUUUUAGAUGAAAAUAGAAUCAAGGUAAUGCACAAACAAUUAUUAUUAUUUCACAAUGCAGUAUCUGCUUAUUUUUCUGGAAAUCAAACUGCACUGGAAGCCACACUGAAACAAUUUAAUAUAAAGGUUAAAUCACCAAAUUCAUCUUUACCAUCAUGGCUUGAACAGUAGUUACAUUAGAAGAAAUAAAUUUAAAUAAUCAGACAAACAUGAAUAAAAAAUACAUUCGUCCAUACGAAUUUUUCCUCAAAAAUGAAAGGGAAUUACAAAAUAGAACGACU
This is a messenger RNA of Apis dorsata (giant honeybee), 1268 nucleotides long. RefSeq names its product arfaptin-2 (gene Arfip). NCBI's taxonomy places the organism in Eukaryota, Metazoa, Arthropoda, Insecta, Hymenoptera, Apidae. The transcript is spliced from 6 exons. Gene Ontology annotation, molecular function: protein domain specific binding; phospholipid binding. The record is from RefSeq and is a predicted model, not a curated record. Gene Ontology annotation, cellular component: trans-Golgi network membrane. Gene Ontology annotation, biological process: regulation of Arp2/3 complex-mediated actin nucleation; intracellular protein transport. Bases 166 to 1158 code for a protein of 330 amino acids.